AGAAAAGUUAGGUUAUUGUUACAAGUUUAACAUGCUAUCUUAGUUCAUUACAGAAUAAAAUUGAAAAUAAUUAUGUCGACAGACGGAAUUUGUAAAAUAAAACCUGCUUACGUUAUCGAGGCACCCAAAAAAGAAAUCAACUUGGAGCAUGUUUCUCAAAAAGAUAAAGACACCUUAGAAGAUAAAAACGUUACAGAGGAACCUGCCGCGAAAAAACCUAAGCUCAAUAAAAAGAAAUUAAAAGGCCAGAAUAAGUCGAGAGGCCCUACGUAUCACGUCGAUAAAAAAGACGAGCUUUGUAGCAAUUUAAUUAACGCGGUUUCCGGAGAAGCUAUUCCUACGUGCAAUAGGAAAAACUGCGAAUUUUUGCACGAUAUUAAACGCUACUUAGAAAUAAAACCGAAAGAUAUAGGUGACUGUUGCUAUAAUUAUCAAGUUUCCGGUAAAUGUAGCAGGGGAUUGGCUUGUAGGUUUGGCACCGAACAUAUAUCUUCGGAAGGUACCAAUAAAAUAAACGAAGAAAAACACGCUGCAUUUAAUGCAAAUGGUUCGCAAACCAUCAAUUCAAUGAAACAUGAAAUCCAAAUUGCUCUUAGGAAAAGAACAUAUGAUUUCAAUUUAGCAGAGAAAUGCGUAAAGUAUAUAGAUACUUUGAGAAAUAAACCUGACGUAAUCGAAGACGAUCCCAAGCCAACUACUGGUACAGUAACAGACGAAGAUAUUAUUAAACUGUUGAGUAGAGAGAAGACCAAAAUCGAUUGGAAGGAUAAACUAUUCCUAAGCCCCCUUACUACUGUGGGGAAUCUGCCCUUCAGACGUGUCUGUAAGGAGUUUGGAGCUGAUGUAACAUGCGGUGAAAUGGCAAUGUGCUCGUCAUUAUUACAAGGUAUGCCCCAAGAAUGGGCUCUACUGAAACGCCACCAAAGCGAAAAUUUGUUUGGGGUUCAACUUUGCGCCAACAAUCCGCAUCUUCUAACCAAAUGCGGGCAGCUAUUACAAAACGAAAUAGAAGUGGAUUUCGUCGAUUUUAACCUGGGUUGUCCCAUAGAACUCGUUUACAAUUCCGGAGCCGGUUGCGGUUUAUUAAGAAGGAAAAAGGUUUUGGAGUCGUGCAUUAAAAGCAUGAGUACAAUCUUGAACGUGCCUUUUACUGUUAAGAUGCGAACUGGUGUUUACAGUAGCGAAAAGAUUGCGCAUACUUUAGCACCAAAAGUUAGAGAAUGGGGAGCAAGUUUGUUGACAAUUCACGGUAGAUCAAGAGAACAAAGAUACACAAGACAAGCGAAUUGGGAGUAUAUCGAAGAAGUCGCUAAAGUUGCUGCACCUUUACCAGUAUUAGGGAAUGGUGAUAUUUUGAGUUACGAAGAUUAUGUGAGAGCUAGAGAAACAGCUCCUAGUAUUUCAGGUGUGAUGUUAGGCAGAGGUGCUCUAAUAAAACCGUGGAUAUUUACGGAAAUAAAGGAGCAGAAAAUCUGGGAUAUAUCGAGUUCCGAAAGAUUCGAGAUUAUCAAGAAAUUCACAAAUUAUGGACUGGAACAUUGGGGCUCCGAUAACAAAGGCGUCGAAAAUACCAGAAGAUUUUUGUUGGAAUGGCUGUCUUUCUUGUACAGAUAUAUUCCUGUAGGAGUUUUGGAAACUCCACCGCAAAAAAUCAAUGAGAGACCUCCGCUUUAUAGGGGACGCGACGAAUUGGAAACCUUGAUGGCUUCUUCGUCUGCAUCGGAUUGGAUUAAAAUAAGUGAAAUGUUGUUGGGGCCGGUACCUGAGAAUUUUAAUUUUUUGCCUAAACAUAAAGCAAAUUCAUAUAAUUAAUGUUUAAAAUAUAUUCUAGUUAAAAAAUUUAUAACAUAGUAAAUAUAAAGCAUCGAAUCGAUAUUUACUUAACAUAUUCAAUAAACAAAAGUUUUCCACCAUAGAUAAAAUCUAAUUUUAUUGCCGAAACGAGUAUAGAAAAAAAAAUGAAAGUAUCGAAGGAAUUGUAAAACAAACGAGGUGUAACGCAAAUAGUUUUUUACAACAAACAUACAACAUUAAAAUAUGCCUUCACAAUUAUUCAUAUGCCACAUUGCUAGUGUUUAUUAUAAUACACCGAUAUAAUUGCCUAUUACAUUACUUGUGACAUAAUUAAGUCCCUAUAUAGCAAUUUACACAGAUUUACGCCACAUAUUAAAACACAGAAGGUUUGGAAUGGUACAGAAUUAUUCCGUAAUCGAUGGUUUUUUUUUUUAAGUAAAACUGCAGCAACUGUUUGUUUUUCUUGCAGUCUUAUAAAAAGCUUUGGACUGUAUACUUAAGCCCUCUGAUUUAUUUACCAAGUCGUCCAGUUUCUCGCCUCUUUCCAGGACUGCUUGAAUUGUGUUAUGCUGUAACAA
This is a messenger RNA of Phyllotreta striolata, 2372 nucleotides long. NCBI's taxonomy places the organism in Eukaryota, Metazoa, Arthropoda, Insecta, Coleoptera, Chrysomelidae. The record is from the annotation of a GenBank genome assembly.